AUGGGUGAUGUACAGCAACAGAACAAUCCGACCAGUCCUAGCUUAGGAGCUGUCAGUGUCACGGCUGCUGCUUUACAUUCGGCUGCACGUGUAGCCAAUAAAGUAGAUUCUACUUCGGUGUCUCCCACUGUUGUGAAGGGAAUCCUUGGCUUUGCCUCACUUACUAGUCUUGUCGCCGGUCUUCGAAGUGCUUGGAAGUAUUCUCGACAACCCUGGGCCGUAGACUUGCAGAGGUCGCAGGUGUUAUCUGGAGUUGGACUUGCUAGUAAAGCGCUUGGAGUUGCUACUGUCAUUACAGUUUCCGGCUUUUCAUUGUUUAUUGUUGGAGUGUCCUGGAUCCUACAAGUGAAUACUCCGCGCCAAUUUGGCACCGCAAUGCGAGAAGCGUUUGGUGAUUCACUACGUCUACCACAGAGCCGAAACUCUCAAACAUUUGAGGAACUGAUACUUAGCAUCGAGUCGAAGAAACAUUCAUCGUAA
Angiostrongylus costaricensis is the source of this 480-nucleotide messenger RNA. NCBI's taxonomy places the organism in Eukaryota, Metazoa, Nematoda, Chromadorea, Rhabditida, Metastrongylidae. The record is from the annotation of a GenBank genome assembly.